Molecule: messenger RNA, 7878 nt
Organism: Fulvia fulva
Lineage: Eukaryota; Fungi; Ascomycota; Dothideomycetes; Mycosphaerellales; Mycosphaerellaceae
Product: 6-hydroxymellein synthase
Exons: 7
Coding region: 1-7878 (2625 amino acids)
Biological process (GO): fatty acid biosynthetic process; secondary metabolite biosynthetic process
Molecular function (GO): 3-oxoacyl-[acyl-carrier-protein] synthase activity; phosphopantetheine binding; oxidoreductase activity
Source: RefSeq, a predicted model, not a curated record
AUGAGAGACUGUGCAGAGCCUUUGGCCAUUAUCGGCCUCGCUACUCGCUUCCCCGAUGACGCCAACAGCACAGAGAAUCUUUGGCAGUUCCUGCUGGAGAGACGAUGCGCUCACUCUCCUUUUCCGGCAGACAAGAUCGGGGCUGGUCAUUACCACCCCGACCCCGACCAUGGAGGAACGUUCGCCGUCAAAGGCGGUCAUUUUCUGAAGGAAGACCCAGCCUAUUUUGAUGCUCCCUUCUUCGGCAUCACGAAAGGAGAAGCCCUAUGCUUGGACCCGCAACAGCGGAUCGUCUUAGAGAAUGUGUAUCUGGCGCUAGAGAACAGUGGUCUGUCCUUGGAACAGGUGGCAGGAACUAAUACUUGCGUCUACGUUUCUGGCUUCAAUCAUGAUCACCUAUCCAUCCUCAACAGUGAUCCGGAAUCGACACUGCGACACCGUGUGACUGGACUGACUAAUUCCAUGCACAGCAAUCGAGUAUCGUGGUUUUUUGAUUUUCGGGGUCCGAGUGUGACCAUCGACACGGCAUGCUCCAGCUCCAUGGCUGCUUUACAUCUGGGUGCGCAGAGCGUGCGGACCGGGGAGAGCGACAUGGCUGUAGUGACGGGAGUGACGAUAAUCAACUAUCCGGGCGAUGUUGCGGGAAUGAGCCAUCAGGGGUUUCUGAGCCCAGAUGGCAAAUGUUUCAGCUUCGACCAUCGAGCCAAUGGAUUUGCAAGAGGAGAAGGAGUCGGUACAGUGAUUCUCAAGCGCCUGAGCGCUGCGGUAAGGGACGCCGACACCAUUCGUGCGGUCGUUAGAGGGACUGGAAUCAACCAAGACGGGAAGACUCCCGGGCUCACAUUGCCGAGCAGUGAUGCGCAGGCGGACCUGAUCAAGGCAGUGUACAAGUCUGCGUCAUUGGGCUUUGAUCAGACAAUGCUGGUAGAGGCGCACGGCACUGGCACAACCCAAGGAGACGCCAUUGAAGCCCGCGGCAUCGCACAGGCAUUCGCAGCGAGAAGCAAGGAGAACCCGCUCUAUUUAGCCUCUGUCAAGGCCAGCAUUGGACACUUAGAAGGCGCAGCCGGUAUCGCGGGAGUCAUCAAGUCCGUCCUCGCCCUGGAGCACGGCAUUAUACCUCCUCAGGCCAACUUCGAGAGGCACAAUCCAAAGAUUCAGUUUGAAUCUUGGAAUUUGCAGAUUCCAAGGCACGCAACGCCCUGGCCGUGCGAGGGUUUACGAAGAGUGUCAAUCAACUCCUUUGGUGUCGGAGGCACAAACGCACACGCGAUUCUCGACGAUGCAUAUCAUUUUGUGAAACAAUGUGGCCUCUCUGGACGGCAUCGCACAGCAAUCAAAGUACCAACCCCCGACGAGAUAGCCAAACUUCCGCAAUUGUCGCCAAUCAAGGCUAACUCGGUGACUGAUCAAUCCCCCCUAAACGGCGACAAGGGGGCAGGCACGACUGCAACGAAUGGCGACCGUCCGCAUCGAGAGUGGAAGGUUUUGGAAGAGAUGGCGACACCGCCUCAACUCGUUGGUCUUUCCGCUUUUGACGAGGGAGGAGUGGCCAGAAACUGCACGACACUGUCAAAGCAUCUCAAUCUGAAGGAAUGUGAUGGUCAACAUGACCCAGGCUUUGUCCGCGACUUUGCAUUCACAAUGCACAAGAGAUCCAAACUUGGCUGGAGACGUACAUUCCUCGCGAACAAUAGAUCAGAGCUGGCCUCGAGCCUGUGUUCUUUGCAAGCUAAACCGAUGCGGGCUCGCCGGACUGUGUCGGUGGCAUAUGUUUUCACGGGUCAAGGUUGUCAGUACGCGCAGAUGAGCCGCGAGUUGUACGGAUAUCCUGUCUUUCGGCGCAGUCUGGAAGCAGCAUCCGUGUUCUUCCAGUCACUGGGGGCAGAGUGGUCGCUACUUGAUGAGCUCGCAAUGGGUGAGGAAGAAAGCCAUGUCGAUCAACCAUGGCUCGCGCAGCCGUCUUGUACAGCCAUCCAAGUGGCCCUGACAGAGCUUCUCAGCUCAUGGGGCAUUUCGCCUGCAAGAGUGGUCGGCCACAGCUCGGGCGAGAUUGCAGCCGCCUUUGCCGCGGGAAAGCUGAACAGAGAGUCCGCAUGGCGGGUAGCAUACUAUCGUGGCCUGGUCUGCGCCAAGCAGACGAAGAGCGAAGGUGCCAUGGCCGCCGUUGCUCUGUCUCAGCCUGACGUGGAAGCACGGCUGGAAGUGUUGAAUGGCCAUGGCAAUGGCAAAGCCGUGGUCGCGUGCAUCAACAGCCCUCGGAACUGCACAGUCUCUGGGGAUACUCGGAUUGUCUCAGAGCUGUGCGACCAUCUGCAAGCUGAAGGUGUUUUCGCCCGUAAAUUGCGGGUGAACAAAGCAUACCACUCACACCAUAUGGAACAGAUUGCCGGCGAAUACUGUGCUCUACUCCAGGGCAUCACGGCAGGAGAGCCGAGCAAGACGUACAUGUUUUCGACCGUGACGGGAACACUGGUCGCAGAAGCCUUCCUAGGGGCCGGAUAUUGGGUCACGAACCUGGUAUCUCCAGUCAGAUUCUCCGACUGCCUUGGCACUGCGCUGUUUCGCCCCGCUCAGAAGGGCCAGGCCUCACUGCAAAUAGAUUCGAAUGCCGGCAACGUAUUCGUGGAUGCUGUCUUGGAGCUCGGUCCGCACGGAGCACUCCAGAGUGUGAUCAAGGAGGCUCUGGCAAGCCGGCCAGGAGGUUCUGGCGUCAAUUCUCGUGCGGUCCUGAGCCGCCACGAACCAGGGCCAGAGUCACUUCUACGUUCAGUCGGCCAUCUCUGGAGUAGAGGUUACCCGAUCGACCUGCAGACCGUGAACACCAGCUGGAGCGUCGGAAUGGCAGUUGAUGCCCCGUCGUUUCUGGUCGAGGUACCAGGUUAUGUCUUCAAUCGCUCUCAGAAACUUUGGUACGAAAGUCGACUGUCACGCAACCAUCGUCUCCGGCAAGCUCCCCGGCAUGAUUUAUUCGGCGCGCCCGUUGCAGACUGGGAUAGAGAAGUCCCUCGGUGGAGGAACUUCUUGCGAAUAGGCGAACAGCCCUGGCUUCGCGAUCAUGUUGUCACCAACUCUUACGUGUACCCAGGCGUCGGAUACAUCAUCGCCGCUGUGGAAGCAGUGCGUCAGAUCGCCGAGGUUGCUUUACCCAUUACCGGGUUUCGGUUGAAGGAUGUUUCCAUCAAACGAGCGCUGAUUGUUCCAGAUAGCAAAGAGGGCAUUGAGGUUAUGCUGAGUAUGAGCCGUGUAGAUGAUUCGAGUGUUGGAGUCUCUUCGACAUGGAGAAGAUUUCGAAUCGCCUCGUACAAUCCCGCAGCUGAUGAAUGGGUGGAGCAUUGCACCGGGUACGUCGCUGUUGACUACGAUGUCGCCACUGGACCACUUGAUGCUGGCAGGGAAGCCAAGGAAGAGGCCAACGUCAGGAAACAGCAGCUUCUGGAGGCGGAGACCAGGUGCACUACCCCCUUCGACAUCGGGAGAGCGUACGAGAACAUGUCUACUGUCGGGUUGAAGUUUGGACCUCUAUUCUGCAACGUGUCUGAGACCGCAGGAACAGGCAAUCGAGGUGGAGCCAUACUGGGCAAGGUGACGGUACCCAAUAUUGUAAAGGCCAUGCCAAAGGAGCACAUGUCACCGCACCUCAUCCACCCGGCGACAAUGGACAGCAUGAUGCAUCUUGCCCUGUGCGCAAUUAUGGAUCUUUUCGGUGGAGAAACUCUGCAAGGCCCAGCUGUUCCGACUUUCAUCAAGGGUGUUUGGUUGUCUGCGAAGCUGGACGCUCGUCCUGGCGCUCAAUACCGCGUUCAUGCGCAAACGAAACGUAUUGCUUUCGAGAAGUAUGACAACGAAAUCGUGGUCUGGGACGCCGAGUCGGGCGAGGGACGUAUCUCCAUCAGUGGCAUCCGUGCCACUCCUUUGGACUCUACUGACCGAGAAUACGGAGUCGCACGAAAGUUGUGUCAUGAUCUAACUUGGACGCCGUACCUCGACACCAUCAGUGUCGCUGAUCUCCAAUGCAACGAGAGAGCUUCACGAGCCGAUGACUUGACGAUCGUGUGGGUGCAGCGACUGCAGCUCGCGACGCUAUUAUUAAUUCAUGACGCUGUCGAGCAGCUGGAGACGGCAGAACCACCGGUAGUCCCUCAGGGUCAUCUCGCUCGGUACUUCGAAUGGUUGAAGCAGGUUCGAACGUGGAUCCAAGAGGACAAAGUUUCUGGGGUUACAAAAUCGGAAUUCGACGAAGUGAAAGACGACGCACUCGCCAAGCUGAAGCUCUAUGGCCAGAUUCAAGGGUACAAAGCAGAAGGGAGACUCGCAUACCGCAUGGGCUCCAAUAUCGUUCCAGUAUUGAAGCAGGAAAUUGAUCCUCUCCACCUCAUGUUCGGACAGGACGAUAUUCUCGACCAUGUCUACGCUGAUUUGGCGGAUCUGGGAAAUUUGCCAAGCCAGCAGGAGCAAUUCUUGAAAUGCUUGGCUCAGAACCGCACAGGUUUGAAAGUUCUGGAGGUGGGUGCCGGUGUAGGUUCUAGCACCAAAAAAGUCUUGGAAUGCCUCGCGCCGCUUGCUGAGGACGGCCGGGUCAUCUGGUCGAGUGUCGCCCAGUACACAUAUACUGACAUAUCGGCUGCCUUCUUCGAGAGGGCGAGGAAGAAGUUUCCGGCUUACCAGGGCAUCAUGAGCUACGAAGUGCUCGACGCCGAGAAGGAUGUUGCCCACCAGGGUUUCGAUCUCGGCGGUUACGAUCUGAUUGUUGCGCAAAAUGUCAUUCACGCUACGGCAAACCUCACAUCUACACUGAGCAAUUUGAGGAAGCUGCUUAAGCCUGGUGGCAGAUUCUUGAUACAAGAGGGAACGCGACAGGAUUAUUUCUGGUCUUCCCUUGCGUUUGGUCAACUUCCCGGCUGGUGGCUCAGCAUCGAGGACGACAGAAAGUGGUGUCCGUUCAUCUCAGUCUCCCAGUGGGAUGAUCUGUUGAAGAACUCGGGCUUCAGUGGCGUUGAGCUGGACAUGCCAAAUAGCCAAGACAAGAGACUUCAAAUCCAAAGUCUGCUUCUCACGCGAGCCGUAGAAGUUGAAGUCAAGCAGCCUAGGUCCAGUAACCAAACGGCUAUCAUCACCGGUCUUCCCGUUGGCGAGGCUCACAAAGAGUUGAUCUUCCAGCUGCAAAGGAGCGUCGUGAGAACGUUGCGGACCGAACAAAUCGCUGUCUUGCAUGUUGAUGAGCUCAAAGACGCGGACCUCCGCGAGACAUUAUGCAUCUGCAUAGCCGAGCUCGAUCGUCCCGUACUAGCAACAUUGACAGCAGACCAAUACGAGGGUGUCCGUCAAAUGCUGACGGUCUGCAAAGGACUUCUGUGGGUCACGGGGGAUACCUCCGAGACACCGGAUUAUGGCAUGGCCACCGGAUUGAUUCGCACAGUCCGUUGGGAACGAGACCUGGACCAUGUCAAUCUAGUGACACUCUCAGUAGUCGAGCCCAGGCCAGACGUGGAAGCCCUGGCCCAUUCUAUUAGUCAAUUGUGCGAGCACCAAUUCACCGAUACGCUUUGCACCCAGGAGUUGAAUGGAGAAUUUGAACUUCGUGCUAGCAAGUUCACCACGAGUCGGCUCAUGGAAAGCUCAGGUGCGAACCGCUUCCUUACUGCCAGGUUUAGCACCUCCACACCAGUCAUGAUGCCCUGGAAGGACGCGGGAAGGCCGGUCAAACUGUCCUCCGCAUCGCCUGGCGUCCUGAGCAAGCUUGGGUGGGUGACAGAUGCCGUUUACGAUACUCCUCUAGAUCCGACGCACGUUGAGAUUGAAGUAAAAGCAAUGGGUCUCAACUUCCGGGACCUGAUGAUUGCGAUGGGCGAGCACAUGGCAUAUAGCAUUGGCUGUGAGGCAUCGGGCACCAUCUCUCGCAUCGGUUCCGACGUUACUGACGUGCAGGUCGGCGAUCGCGUGACGUACAUUACCGGGUUGGAUCACGUAGGUUGUUUCCACACGUUUGGACGAGUGGACCAGUCUGUCGUCACCAUCAUCCCGGAUGAGCUAAGCUACGAAGAGGCCGCUGGGCUCCCUGCGGUCUACGUUACCGUGCUCUACGCUCUGCGCGAUGUUGCACGUCUGGCAAAGGGUGAAAAAAUUCUAAUUCAUGCUGCUGCUGGAGGCGUAGGUCAGGCUGCUAUCAACUAUGCGAAGCAUGUUGGCGCUGAAAUUUAUGCGACCGUCUCGACGCCGAAGAAGCGGAGUAUCUUGGUCGACGAGCACGGCAUUCCGGAAGACCACAUAUUCUCCAGCAGGGAUCUCACCUUCGCUGCUGGAGUGCGCAGAGCGACCGCUGAUGAAGGGGUGGAUGUCGUCCUCAACUCACUCGCCGGAGAUGCCCUCCGAGCUUCCUUGGAUCUCUUGGCUCCCUUCGGCCGCUUCAUUGAAAUCGGCAAGAAAGACAUUCAAUCCAACUCGAAGAUCGGCAUGCAUCCGCUACUACACGCCACGUCUGUCACCUGCGUGGACUUGGUCACGAUGAUGAAGAAACGUCCGAAACUGGUGAAGGGGCUCAUUGAUGACACCGUAAAGCUCUGGACCGAGGGCAUCGUGAAAUCAGCUCGGCCGACGACCGUCUGGCCUUUGUCGAAACUUCAAGAAGGCUUUCAGCUCCUGCAAUCAGGCAAAGGGGAGGGUAAAAUGGUCUUCGUGCCACAGCCAGACGAUAUCGUGCCUAUUGUGCCUGCACAACCGCCAGAAUUCCGCCUGAAGUCGGACGUCACGUAUGUUCUCAGCGGGGGUCUCGGUGGCCUUGGCAGAAGUAUUGCUCGUUGGAUGAGUGGGAAAGGGGCGAGGCAUUUCUUGUUUUUGUCCAGCAGUGGACGUAUCACGCCAGCUGUGGCGGAUAUGAAAGCGGACCUGGAAGCGGUUGGAUGCAAAAUCUGCAUUUGCAAGUGCGACGUCGGUGACGCGACCCGCCUACGCUCAGUGUUGGACGAGCACAAAACCAUCUUGCCGCCGAUCAAAGGUGUCGUGCAAGGCGCAAUGAAGCUCUCGGAUUCAAUCUUCGAAAACAUGACCUUCGAAGCAUACAGGGCUGCAGUUCACCCCAAAGUCGCGGGCUCAUGGAAUCUACACAAUCAACUUCCCUCUGACCUAGAUCACUUCGUGAUGCUGUCGUCAGCAACUGGCAUCAUUGGCAACCGCGGCCAAGCCAACUACGCCGCUGGUAAUACCUUCCAAGACGCUCUCGCUCACUCUCGCCGCCGCCAAGGCCUUGUUGCAUCCAGCAUUGAUGUCGGCGCUAUCCUCUCAGUCGGCUACGUCGCCGAGCAUAAUGAACGAGUUGCGAUUACCAAGGGCAUGUCUGUGGAGCUGGAACACAUUAGAGAGGAAGAGCUCCUUGCCAUCAUCGAACACGCCAUGGAUAGUCGACAGCAAGCUGCCGCCCAAAUCGUUACUGGACUUACGAACAGAGAUCACUACAGAGUAAAGGGUAUGCCGACUCCCACGUACAUGGAUUUCCCGCUGUUCGCUCGCCUGAAUGCGGGGAGCGUCAAUGGAAAUGCAGCAUCUGGAGAGAGCAUCGAAAUGGCCGUUGACGCUCUUUUGAGCGCCGCCAAAACACUAGAGGAAGCGAUAAACAUCGUCACCGAUGCUGUUGUCGCCAAGCUUUCCGGCCUGCUCUCCGUGUCUAUAGAGGAUAUCGACGCUGAGAAGAGCAUAAGUGCGAACGGCAUUGACUCUUUAGUUGCGAUGGAGCUGAGGACAUUCUUGGUGAGAGACGUCAAGGCUGAUGUACCUAUGCUAGACAUUAUGGGUACCUCUAGCAUUAAGGUCCUGUCAAGGAAAAUUGCGACUUUGAGCCGGGCUGUUCAGCUCGAAGGUAGCGGAGGCGAUGUGGAAAGUUGA